This is a messenger RNA of Blepharisma stoltei, 654 nucleotides long. The record is from the annotation of a GenBank genome assembly. Lineage: Eukaryota; Ciliophora; Heterotrichea; Heterotrichida; Blepharismidae.
AUGCUUGCUAUCUUGGUGAGUUUAUUCACAAGUGCUCUUGCCGGUCCUGAAUUUUUACAGGCUGGAGUUUCAGCAACAUACAAUAUUUUCACUAUAGAGUGGAAGCCAACAAUGUGCAUGACAACUAAAUGCCAAUCUGGCUACUAUGGACUCAAUUUCAAUAUCCAUGGCCUCUGGCCUAGUGUCGCUUCAGGUACCCAGCCUCAAUACUGUACAUCUUCUUAUUCAUUUAGCGUAAACUCAACAACUCAAGCUGCAAUACAGCAAUGCUGGCUUUCAGACAGCGAAACCCCUCUUAGCUUUUGGGAGCAUGAAUGGGAAAAGCAUGGAGUUUGCAUGAACCCAGCAGUCCCAUCCAAUACCUAUUUUGCUGAUGCUGCCCAGCUUUUUAACCAAUUGGGAGUACUGAAUUUAUUAGCAGCUAAAGGAAUUAAGCCUAGCAACUCGCAAACUGUGAGCAAGAACACUUUUUAUGGGGCAUUUUCAAAUGCUAUUAAUAUUCAGUGCUUUGAAUCAAGUGGAAAAUAUUACAUUGAGAAUGUACUGCUUUGCUAUGAUAAUAGUCUCAAGCAGAUUGACUGCACCAAAGCAUCAACUAACUGUGGGGACUCAUUUUAUUUCCCAUCCUCAACGUCGGCGCAUGAGCAAUUAUAA